AUGUAUACUGAGGGAUUUACCAAAAACAUCAGACAACCUUAUAAAUGUGCUCUGUGUUUUAAGAAUUUUCCUUCUAAAACCAACCUCACAAUACACAAACGAUCAUUCGCUGUAAAAUACAAUCUCACUAAACAUGAACGCGUGCACACUGGAGAUAAGCCCUACAAAUGUAACUUAUGCUCUAAGUCUUUUUCUAAUAAAUCUGACCUUACAAAACACGGACGAGUUCACACUGGAGAAAAGCCCUACAAAUGUGAUGUAUGCUCAAGGUCUUUUUCCGCAAGAUCAAAUUUCAACAAACACAAACGCGUACAUACUGGAGAAAAGACCAAUUAA
Molecule: messenger RNA, 336 nt
Organism: Adelges cooleyi (spruce gall adelgid)
Lineage: Eukaryota; Metazoa; Arthropoda; Insecta; Hemiptera; Adelgidae
Product: early growth response protein 1-like
Exons: 2
Coding region: 1-336 (111 amino acids)
Cellular component (GO): nucleus
Source: RefSeq, a predicted model, not a curated record